This is a messenger RNA of Aspergillus puulaauensis, 357 nucleotides long. RefSeq lists its product as uncharacterized. The transcript has a single exon. Lineage: Eukaryota; Fungi; Ascomycota; Eurotiomycetes; Eurotiales; Aspergillaceae. The record is from RefSeq and is a predicted model, not a curated record. Bases 1 to 357 code for a protein of 118 amino acids.
AUGUGUCUCUCUUCAGCAAGACAGUCAGUACUCCAUGUUCUCGGCAUCCCCGAUUUCUGCUGCCCAGGCGUUCGAAUGCCCAUCGUUGCGCCCUCAGAAUUGGAAAAAGAACCAAUGCAAGCACGCGAGAAUCAACCAAGGAGGUUACACGGGCCAGAAGCAAGCCAGUCGAGUGGCAGGGAUUCGCGCAGCCAGCAGAGAAAAUCAGUGGCCCAGAGUGCACCACGAAACCAGGUGGCGGCGAUCUCCCAAGGCUCUGACAUUCUUCUCCCUCUGCUCCCCAGCCAGCUGUCACGACUCACUUGUUCUCCCUCUCUGUCGCGCCUUUUUUUUUUUCUUUUUGUUCGAGUCUGGUAG